AUGGCACUGCCAGAUAUCUUAAGGAAUGUUGGUACGGCUCUAGAUCGGAUUGAAAGAUAUAUUAAUGGAGAUACAUCAUUUGAUCCAAGAAAUACACUGAAUGGGAUAUGGAUCUCAUUAACAACUGUUCGUAGACAUAUGCAAAGGCAUGCUCAAGAUGCUAUUAACUUACAAGGCCAGCUUAAUACUGCUCAUAAUUUGCUCAAUAAUGCUAAUGGGCAGAUAAAUAACUUUUUUAAUGAUAUGGCAAAUGUUAGAAAUGAAUGUCUUCGAAGAGCUCAAUUAUUAACUAUAGCAUAUAAUAAUGAGGCAAAUGAUCUUCUUCGUUGGUUUCAAAUUGCUCAGGAAAGGCAAACUAAUGGUCAAAGAAUGGCCUUUAGAAAGCAGAAUCUGAUUAAUAUAUUAGUACAAGAGAAGGCAGUUCUCCAAAUAUUAGCUAGGAGGCGCAAAGCUUAG
Molecule: messenger RNA, 456 nt
Organism: Rhizophagus irregularis DAOM 181602=DAOM 197198
Lineage: Eukaryota; Fungi; Glomeromycota; Glomeromycetes; Glomerales; Glomeraceae
Molecular function (GO): nucleic acid binding; zinc ion binding
Source: RefSeq, a predicted model, not a curated record